GAGCCCCACGGAGCCUGCGUCUGGGCCGCCAAGCUCCCCGCACACAGCCCGGCGGCGGGGCCCCUGUCCCCGUCGGCUUCCGGCGAUCGCGGUGGCCGGGCGGGGGGGGGGGGGGGGGGGGCGGUCCUCGGUGGCGGCUUAUCUAAGCUCUUGAACUCGCGGUUGACUUUACCGCGCGGCUUGUCCGCCUCGCCGCCCCUUCGUAACCUCUUAGCGGCGGCGCUCUGCCCACGCUCGGAGGAACCAGGGCGGGUCUAGGGUUGCCGAGGCUUUGCGCGGUUUGUAGGGUUUCUGCAGUACCCGGGAGCCGAAACUGAGAAGUCCAACGUGUUUUCAGAGGCCGGGAGCGUGCCUUAUCCUGCGGGCCUUAUCAAAACUUCCUUCCCUGACCCAGGGCCUGGUUAGCGGGAGGACUGGUGCCCGGGGACCUUAAGCCGGGGCCUACUUGAGACCGCUGGGGGGCCUCCGCCCCUACGGGAUCUGUGUUCGAUCAGUGGCCAGUUGCUCAGGCCCUCAGCUCCAGGCCCUCAGGCCCUCCUGCCCUGCCCACUUUUUGUCAGAAAAUUUCUUUACCUGCUAGCCCUUCCUGAAAUGUUUCCUGGCCUUGGGGCUUUAAAACCAGAGCUCCUGGAAUCACCUCCAGGGGCCAGAGAAAGGCCAACAGGAUCAUGUGGUAUGUCAGCACUAGGGGGAUGGCCCCACGGGUCGACUUUGAGGGGGCUCUCUUCUCUGGCUAUGCUCCCGAUGGCGGUCUCUUCAUGCCCGAGGAGCUCCCACAGUUGGGCAUAGAGACCCUGCGUCAGUGGAGUUCGCUCUCCUACCCCAGUCUGGUAAAGGAGCUGUGCACCCUCUUCAUUGGUCCUGAGCUCAUUCCACGAGAUGUCUUAAACGAUCUGAUCGACCGAGCCUUCCACAGAUUCCGCCACAGAGAGGUGGUCCAUCUGUCCAGACUGAAGAACGGGCUGAACGUGUUGGAGCUGUGGCAUGGGGUCACAUACGCAUUUAAGGACUUGGCCCUGGGCUGCACAGCACAGUUCCUGCAGUACUUUCUGGAGAAGAAGGAGAAGCACGUCACCGUGGUUGUAGGAACAUCUGGGGACACAGGCAGUGCUGCCAUUGAGAGUGUUCAAGGAGCAAAGAAUGUGGACAUGAUCGUUCUGCUGCCCCAGGGUCACUGCACGAAGAUCCAAGAGCUCCAGAUGACCACGGUGCUGAGGGAGAACGUCCAUGUGUUCAGAGUGGAGGGCAACAGCGAUGAGCUGGAUGAGCCUAUCAAGGCUGUGUUUGCUGAUGUGGCUUUUGUCAAGAAGCACAAUCUGAUGAGUCUGAAUUCCAUCAACUGGUCCCGGGUCCUCGUGCAAAUGGCCCACCACUUCUUUGCUUAUUUCCAGUGCGCGCCAUCCUUGGACACCCACCCCCUGCCCCCCGUGGAGGUGGUUGUGCCAACAGGGGCUGCCGGUAACCUUGCAGCCGGGUGCCUUGCUCAGAAGAUGGGCCUGCCCAUCCGCCUGGUCGUGGCUGUGAACCGCAAUGACAUCAUCCACAGGACCGUGCAGCGGGGAGACUUCUCUCUGUCCAAGGCCGUCGAACUGACCUUGGCUUCAGCUAUGGACAUUCAGGUGCCCUACAACAUGGAGAGGAUCUUCUGGCUGCUGUCGGGCUCUGACAACCAGGGGACGAGAGCCCUCAUGGAGCAGUUUGAAAGGACCCAAAGCACGAGUAUACCCAAGGAACUGCAUGACAAGCUUUCAGAGGCCAUGACGUCUGAGUCAGUGUCAGAUGAGGCCAUCACCCGGACCAUGAGUCGAUGUUGGGAAGAGAACCAGUACCUGCUGUGCCCUCACUCGGCUGUGGCCGUGAGUUACCAUUACCAGCAGACCGACCGGCAGCAGCCCAGCCUUCCCCGGUGCUGUCUGGCCCCGGCCUCUGCAGCCAAGUUCCCAGAAGCUGUCCUGGCUGCCGGGCUGACCCCAGAGACCCCCGCGGAGAUCCUGGCCCUGGAGUUCAAGGAGACGCGCUGCACCCCGAUGCGGAAGGGUGACGACUGGACGCUAAUGCUUCGGAACACCAUUGAGGGCCUGAGCUGGCAGCAAAGGGCUCAUUCCUGAGUGCUCCGGAAUAGCCGGGCUGGAUUUGAUUUGAGUCAAGUUGCUUUGUUGCUCUUGUAUCAGGGUCCCCUGUUCUGUGAACCCAGGGCGGAUGUCAUGGCACCACUAAAUAAAGUCGAAGUGCCUCCA
Lutra lutra (Eurasian river otter) is the source of this 2237-nucleotide messenger RNA. It is a transcript of the gene THNSL2, whose product is annotated as threonine synthase like 2. The transcript has 9 exons. The record is from RefSeq and is a predicted model, not a curated record. Bases 669 to 2108 code for a protein of 479 amino acids. Gene Ontology annotation, molecular function: pyridoxal phosphate binding. Lineage: Eukaryota; Metazoa; Chordata; Mammalia; Carnivora; Mustelidae. Gene Ontology annotation, biological process: 2-oxobutyrate biosynthetic process; dephosphorylation.